AUACUAUUUUUUUCUCGCUUAUUUCACUAUUUCUGCCCUAGUUUAAUCUAGAUGGAUUCAUUCAUUAACGAAACGGGAAAGCCUUGCGUCGACGGCGGCUGUCAUGGUCUGAGUGACGACCUGCAGCAAUACAGCGAGCGCCCCUGGGAGGAGCAGGUUGUGUGGGGCGCCUUCAGGAGGUGGCAUGUCAUAGGCAUCUCAUCUCUGGCCUGCCUUACCUUUGUGUGCCUGCUCUGCCGAGUGCUGAACUGUCGCGUGCCGCGCACCAAGCAAGAGAUCGAAGCAAACUACGCGCGACGCAAGCUCACGAAUAAGUUCUGGCACGAACUGCGCGCUAUACAGAACACAGAGAUGGACGACAUGGAUCUUCUGAAAGCUCUUGAGCGAUUACGAAUGGAGUUGUACAACGAAGAAACAAGCCUGGCUCAGUCCGACGCAUUUUCGGCGCUGUCCUUUACGCCUUCCGGUACCACAUACCGGAAAGGCUCGGAGGUCAACCUAGGCGUGAGCGCCUCGGAGCUUCAGCUUCACAAGGCGCCCCCCGGCCACGGCCUCAAGGAGCGCGUCACGGCGCUCAUUGCUGCAGCUCUCGUCAAGCUCAGGGGCUAA
Hyalella azteca is the source of this 609-nucleotide messenger RNA. RefSeq lists its product as uncharacterized. The record is from RefSeq and is a predicted model, not a curated record. Bases 52 to 609 code for a protein of 185 amino acids. The transcript has 5 exons. Lineage: Eukaryota; Metazoa; Arthropoda; Malacostraca; Amphipoda; Hyalellidae.